This is a messenger RNA of Anopheles bellator, 1704 nucleotides long. It is a transcript of the gene Hrb27C, whose product is annotated as heterogeneous nuclear ribonucleoprotein 27C. Gene Ontology annotation, molecular function: RNA binding. The coding region runs from base 323 to 1558 and encodes 411 amino acids. Lineage: Eukaryota; Metazoa; Arthropoda; Insecta; Diptera; Culicidae. The record is from RefSeq and is a predicted model, not a curated record. The transcript is spliced from 2 exons.
UUUAGAUUUCUAAGAAGUUUAACCUUUUUUAGUUUUCUAAUUAGUAUUUAAGGCAUCUUAUUAAGAUUAAACCCGGAACGCUAAGCAUAAUUUUAAUCCUUAAACCGUAAAGAAGCCGCUAGAAGUACUAGAAAUAAGUCAAGCUUAAGGUUUGGCGGACGAGGUGGUCGGAUUCGCAUCGGAACACCCAACCACAGCCGGCAACACGAAUCCCUCAGGCAACGGCGUGUACCACCACCACCUUUCCCAUUAUCCCGUGGGCCGGAAGAGUGCACCAGCGGCGAUAGUGACGACGGCAGCGGCGGGUUCGGGUCGAAAGAAAAUGCACCCAUCGAAGAAGAUGAUCGCAGCGGAAUUGGACGAUCACGAGAAGGGCAAACUGUUCGUAGGUGGACUGUCGUGGGAGACGACGCACGAGAACCUGCAGCGCUACUUUAGCCGCUACGGCGAGGUGAUCGACUGCGUGGUGAUGAAGAACAACGAGACGGGCCGGUCGCGCGGAUUUGGCUUCGUGACGUUCGCCGAUCCGGAGAACGUGGACCGGGCGCUCGAGAACGGGCCGCACACGCUCGACGGGCGCACGAUCGAUCCGAAGCCGUGCAAUCCGCGCUCGCAGCACAAACCGAAGCGCACCGGUGGCUACCCGAAGGUGUUCCUUGGUGGGCUGCCGCCCAACAUCACCGAGACGGAUCUGCGUACUUUCUUCUGUCGCUACGGCAGCGUCAUGGAGGUGGUGAUCAUGUACGAUCAGGAGAAGAAAAAGUCGCGCGGGUUCGGGUUUCUGUCGUUCGAGAACGAGGUCGCGGUCGAGCGCGCGACCAGUGACCAUUUCGUGCACAUCAGCGGCAAGCAGGUGGAGGUGAAGAAGGCUGAACCGCGCGAUGGUAACCAGAACAGCAACAACAGCAUGAACACGGACUCGUACCAGUGGGGCUCACCGCAGGCGCCGCCGAUGGGCAACGGUCAGAUGGGCGGUCCCCCGAUUAACAUGCAGUCGAACAUGAUGCAGGGCUACCAGAGCUGGGGCGCUUCGCAGCCGCAGCAGGGCUACGGUGGAUACGGAGCCGGUGCGGCCGGGGCUGCCAAUGCGUACCAGAGCUGGGGAGCUCCUCCGCCGCCGCAACAGUGGGGCAACUACAACGCGACCCCGCAGCAGACCCAAGGCUAUGGGGGAUACGACAUGUACAACAACUCGGGCGCCUCCGGGGCCGGCGGCUACGGAUCGGGCAACUGGAACUCGUGGAACAUGCCACCCAACACGGCUGGUUCGGCGGCCGGUUCGACGGCGGACAUGUACUCGCGCCCGCAGUCGGGUCCGACGGCCGGUCCGGGCGCUUCGGCUGGUCCCACCAGCGGUGGUCCAUCGAAACCGGGCUCGGAGUACGGCGGUGGUUCGGCGGCCUACGGUGGUGGAGCGGCAGCAGCGGCGGCUGCGGCUGCGGCCGCCACCGGCUACAAUUACUAUCAAAACGAUCAGAACACGUACAACAAUCGGCCCCGCUCGGUGUACGGUGCCGGUAGCGAUGCGACCUCGCAACCUCCGUACCAGGCCUUCUAGGUGACGAGUGGCGGCGGCAGUGGCGGCGGCGGUGCAUUGGCGACCAUCAUGGCCAGUGCUGCGCUAACACCACCAGCAGCAGCAGCAGCAUCCGCAGCACAACCGCCGCAGUCUAUCGUUUCUGGCGCCAUGGGGAAUUUCGUCGU